This is a messenger RNA of Caenorhabditis sp. 36 PRJEB53466, 838 nucleotides long. Lineage: Eukaryota; Metazoa; Nematoda; Chromadorea; Rhabditida; Rhabditidae. The record is from the annotation of a GenBank genome assembly.
AUGAAAGUUCCCCAUGUGAUUGCCGAGAUUGUCUCCGAGUUUUCGGGUUUCCAACACACGCCCGACUUCAAAGCGUCCCGAUCGACCGGCGAGUUCGAGGACGAGGUUCCCCCUUUGGGAAAUUCUUCCGUCCAGGAGCACCACGGACACUCGCUGUACUUUGGCAAACACUUGAGGAAACCGGCGGAGCUCUCCUCGGAUUCGGACACGCAUUCCAACCACUCUGGCGGAUCCAAGAAGCACGGCGGCUUCUCGGUGCAUUUCGGAAAUCUCUUCCACUUUGGGCACCACAAUGAGCAUCACAGCGCGAGCAAACCGGCUUCCGGAGCGUCGACGCCCGCCAGAAAGCUAUCGUCGGGGAGUCUGAGCGGUGCUGCCCAUCCGAAACAUUCCAUUCAUCUCACUGUCGGAGCGGUUAGUCCUUUUUUCGUUUUCUGAAAAGUUUGAAUACAAAGAUUUCUAUAGUUUCUCCAAGUUUGAUACAAAUCGGAAAAGUAAAAGUUGACUAUGUUGCUGAAUGGAUCGCAUAGAGAUCUUGACAAUUUCGACUAAUGACAAUAGUUGUGUUAUCAUGAUCUUUUGUUUAUAACUUUCACUACAAGUCUCACGUUUCUUUUUGCAGGACGAAGUUCCGACGAUCUGCGCGACGCCUCCGAACGAGCCGAACCACUCGCACUUUGUCAAGAACGCGGCGUCUCCGAACAUUUCGCGGGUGGCCAGUUACAGUUCGCUGAAAGAGAAAUUGUACAAGAUCAAGCGGACGACCAGUUCGGACAGUGAGACCGAUUUUCCGGACAAGAAGGUCUCGGUGUCUUCGUAUCGAGUCGUCGGAAUGUGA